Molecule: messenger RNA, 3654 nt
Organism: Peromyscus californicus insignis
Lineage: Eukaryota; Metazoa; Chordata; Mammalia; Rodentia; Cricetidae
Gene: Ccdc33
Product: coiled-coil domain containing 33
Exons: 22
Coding region: 63-3170 (1035 amino acids)
Cellular component (GO): peroxisome
Source: RefSeq, a predicted model, not a curated record
GGAUGGGACUGUGAGCCAGAGAGGACGGAGCUCUGCCUGGACUUCUGACCCUGGCUGAAGCCAUGGCCUUCAGAGGUCCUAAUCUCUACCUCCCUGCAUCCUUGCUGAGCCAGAGGCUGAAGGCUGAAGAGAUGACACUGGACCUGGAGUUUGAGGUCUUGAGUGUGGGAUUUAAUGAGGAGGGCAGAUACGCCCUGAGGCUGUCAGCUGAGAACCCACUACAGGCAGGCUCUGGGGCUGGAGUGCAGUUGCGUGUCAAUGAUGGGGACCCCCUCCCAGCCUGCUCUGCUGUCACUGAGGUCAUUGAGCAGCAGGAUACUGACCAGAGCCUCACCUUCACCAGGAACAAAUUUAUCUUUACUUUGCCCAAAGGGUUCUGCAAGAAUGACGGGCAGAAUGAUGCACAUCUGCGUAUAGAGGCACUGAGGCUGGAUGGAUCUUCAGGACAAGUGGCCCAGAGGGUGGGUGAGGCUAUCUUUCCCAUCUACCCACGACCGGAUGAGCCCCGAAUGAACCUCACAGCACAGGAGCAUGAGGACCUCUAUCGUUACUGCGGCAACCUGGCUCUUCUCCGAGCUAGUGAGGACCCCACGACCCGUCACUGUGGGGGCCUGACCUACAGUGUGGCCUUCCACGUGCACCGAGCCCCUAGGUCCUCUGUCCCAAACUGCCUUGUGGAGCCCAGCCAGCCAGAACUGAUUCUCCUAUGUUCUCAGCAGACUUUGAGGGAGGUCCUGAGUGACAAGGCAGAAGUCUUUUCUGUGAGCCCAUCCAGCUCCAACAGUGACCAGGAAGAACUUAGCUGGGAACCAGGACGCUGGCAGCAUAAGGCUCAGGUUCCUGAAGAACCAGGGGACCCCCUGGAUAUCUCCCUGGACCCAGGUCCUGACACCAACUACCUGGCUCCCUAUAAUAAGGAGAUUGUCACGGUCACUGUGCACGGAGCUACCAACCUUCCUGCCAGCAAGGAUGGCUCUGAGCCGUGGCCCUAUGUGGUGGUAAAAACCACAUCAGAGGAAGCCACCGCUCCCAGCCCCAAAGCAGUGACCUCUGUGACCUCAGAACCCACCAGAGCACCCAUCUGGGGGGACACAGUGAAAGUGGAGAUCCAGGCAGAGGAUGCAGGACGGAAAGGUGUCAUCCUCAAGGUGAUGGACAACAAUAAGAAGGAGGAGCUGGUGUCCUAUGAAAUCCCCAUUAAAUACCUGCGUGUAUUCCACCCAUACCACUUUGAGUUUAAAAAGUCUGAGAAAGCUGAUGACGCCACGGCCAAGACCCGCCUCUAUGCCACCGUGGUUCGGAAGGGCAGCUUACUACCCCAAUACAUUGGCUGUGACCAUACAGCUCUGGAGGUCUUCCUUCGGGGAAUCAACGAGCCCCUGGUCAACAGCCCCAACCCCAUGGUGGUGAUCGCUCGGGUGGUUCCCAGCUAUACUGAGUUUAAGGCCAGCCAGGCCAGGCGGGACCGUGCCUCUGUGGGGCUGCCCCUCACCCAGAUCUCUGUCCCUAUCUCUUCACCAAUGAACUUCGAUGUGCCUCGGGUCAGUCAGAACGGGUGUCCUCAGCUGUCCAAGCCUGGGGGACCCCCAGAGCAGCCCUUAUGGAACCAGUCCUUCCUCUUCCAAGGCCGAGAUGGAGCCACCAGUUUCUCAGAGGACGCAGCCCUGGUGCUAGAGUAUUACCCUUCUGCCUCAAUGAAAAGCAGUGAACCAUGGACCCUCAAGCAGCCCCUGGGUGUCUCCGUGCUACCACUAAAAUCUCGUCUCUACCACAAGAUGUUGACAGGAAAAGACUUGAAAGGGCUGUGUGUGGAGCGGCUCCCCAUCACGGACACCCACCUAAAAACCAUCAGUGGAGAGCCCCCCACAGUGAAUCUCUCCUUCCAACUUCUUUCCUCUGAGAGGCCAGAAAACUUCUUGACACCAAACAAGAGCAAGGCUCUGCCCACUCUGAACCCCAAGAUCCUAGAUGAGAAUCUGGGUGCCAUCCGUGAGUCCUGGUCCAUGAGCUCCUCAGAAUCCUCUCAGGAAGCCGAGGAGCCUCAGACAUUGCGUGACAUGGAGAUGAACAACUACCGGCGGGCCUUGCAGAAGAUGGCAGAGGACAUCCUGGCACUGAGGAAGCAAGCCAGCAUCCUGGAGGAGGAGAACCGUAUGCUGAGGAACCAACUGACCCAGCAGAGCAUGGAAGAAGAACAGAGCAGAGCUGAAGAAGAGAACCUGGCAGUGUCCAUGAAACAGAGUCUACUGCUGAGUGAACUGGACAUAAAGAGGCUGCGAGACAGGGUGCAGCACCUGCAGAAUGAGCUGAUUCGGAAGAAUGAUCGAGAGAAGGAGUUGCUGCUUCUGUACCAGGCCCAGCAGCCCCAGGCUGCACAGCUGAAGCGGUACCAGGACAAGCUGCAGAAGAUGAAGGCCCUGGAGGACACUGUUCGGCACCAGGAGAAGGUGAUUGAGAAGAUGGAGCAAGUGUUGGGAGAAAGGCUCCGUGAGAAGAAGGAGCCAGCACCAGCAGCAAACAGGCCACAGGGGAAUCCCAACGUGGGCGGACCUGCUCCCCCAGGCAGAUCUCAGACCUUCCCCGCGUUCACAGCCUCUGGCAUUCACAUGGGCCCCACGGGAGAGAACGUGGCUGUUGAUCUUUACUCCAUGCUGCUGGCAGAAAACACAAGGCUGCGGGCAGAGUUGGAAAAGAACCACCAGCACUCAGCCCCCAUCAUUCUGCAGCAGCAGGCCUUGCCGGUGGAUCCCAGGGAGUUGGGAGCAGGUGGAGACUUGGCAGAGAGGCUCCGAGACACAAAAGGCCCAGGCCACUCCAAGGGCACAGAGACCUUGCCAGUGCAGGAUCUCCUUGGUGGUACUUCAGACAAGUUUAACCUCCUCACCAAGCUAGAACAAGCUCAGAAUCGGAUCUUGUCCCUGGAAAACCAGCUGGAGGACUCAGCUCGCCGCUGGGCACAAGAGAAGCAAAACUUGGCCAUACGGCUUCAGGAGCAACAACAUGGCUUUGGACACCCAUCAAACUCCAUUAUCAUAGACCAGCCUAAUGCUGGAGUGGCCAAGGAUCCCCAUCAGUCCUCCAAACUGGAACCCUCACUACCCAGCUCAGACAUGAAGCUCAACAGACUCUCAAACUCCCAGAUCGAGACCUCUAACCCCCAGAAGACCUGAGCCUGGAGCUGGCCUCCUUCCCCGUGUGCUGGGAAGUCAUCCCCACCCCAAAGAUGUCUUUAGUAAAUGCUAUAACUCAAUAAGCAUUUGUCUCUUUCCUGAAGCAGGGCAGCUGGCAAUGAAUCAGCUGUUCUUUUCACACCCAGCUUGGGUCCUGGACUCUCUGGGACUGCCUUGUACCUACUGCCUGGCCUGGAAAGCCAAAGCUAUGAUGAUCCCUGGAGAGUGCUGAAGAGAGAGACCACGGAGACCAGAAAUAAGGUGCAAGAUAGGAGAGAGGCCAUGUUUCCCCUCAGUCCCCAGCACCUUGUCCUUUCUGAUAUCCUUUUACUCAGGAUUAGGUCUUCAGAGUCUCCUGGGAACAGAAAGACUUGAAGCCUUCCUAUGACACCACUCGAAUAUCCCAUGCUGGCUGGCAGAACUGAUGAUGUGGUGUACAAAUGUAGUCAGAGGCAGGAAGUUAUGAGGGCUGGGGUCCCAGGUC